AAUAGUGAACGUACAUUAAUUAAGAAUAAAAUAAAGCAAUUUCAAGGAUUUUAUUGUUUAUAUUGGAUGUGGAUUUCAAUACUGAUGAAAGACUAUUCCAUAUUUUAGGCCCUAGGUAUGGUAGGCACGUUUGUCCAGUAUUGCUUUUUCGAAAUUGUAAGUCUAGUUUAAACUGUGAUUUUUGCUUUAUUCGGUCCUGGUUGACCUGGUAGACAGCAAGCAAUGAACCCUUUGUGGAUAAAUUGUCUAGAUCAAUGUUUGCAAGAUGGGAUAUCAUAGGCAAACUGAGAUUUAUCUAAUUAGCCUUGCAAUUUGCAGGAGCGGCUUAUGCAUUCUAAAAAAGAGGUCAGCUUGAAAACAAAUCUUUGUCUGUAAUAGCAUGCGAUAUGCCCUUACAUUCAAGAUUAGUGAGUGAAAUUUAUCAAAGACAAAGUUCACUGAAUUUAAUAAAACAUCUACACCAAGGUUAACUAGCUCAGAGGCCCGGAGGUAAUUCUUGAUUACAAGGGUCUGUGCGCGUGACCGAGCUAUAAUUUAAUGUUCCUGCUUGAUUUGUCAGGAAGAAUGAACCACCGGUCUGGUGUCAGGUCUUCGUGUUAGGCGGCUCUAUUGAAAUCAGCGACCUUGACCAGUUUGUUCACCGUGUCGUGAUUUGCUUAGCAUGCCACUGUUGCUAAGGUCAUUACAACUAGGGUCCCAACUAUAGUUUGCAGCUGGCUGGAAAGAACGUGUAUUCAUUUCGCUACUAUUCUUGCAAAGUAAAUCUCUACGAGAUGUAUUUCCUUUUCACUCGGACGCUUAUGAUUUGUUCAUGAAAAUGGUAUGACUGCUUGACUCCAUAAUUUCUUUACAAAAUAAAUUGGUUUAGUUAUUUUUGCAAUUAUGAAACCAGUCAAGGUCGAGUUCGUUAAUCAAGACUAUAAUUGCUCCAGAAGGUCAAGUUGCUCGGUCAUCUUGUCUUCGUUCUACUGGCUUCUGCUGUUUGCCUGCAUACUGUCCAGCAUCUUGUUGAUAUGUUUAAAGAUUCUCCCCCAAGUGUUGGUUGGUAAUGCAAAAAAUACCGCAUCAACAGAACUACUACCAUCCGGCAAACAUGAAGGAGAUCUCAGCUGGAAAAUGGAGCGUAAAAGUGUAUUGAUUCUCGGGCAAGGUCGCUCUGGCUCGUCAUUUCUCGGAGAAAUUUUCAAUCAGCACCCAGAGGUUAUGUAUUUGUAUGAACCACUGCACGCGUACAAGAUUUUUUCAAUGACAGGGAUAUUCCCUUCUGAAAACUAUGGCGUGAAUGCCCUGCAGGUCUUAUUCGAUAUUUUCAACUGCCAUUUUAGCAGUCUUCAAGACUACUUGACAUUCAUAUCAUUUCCCGAGCUUAGCAGCCCACAUUUUCGCACGUCCAGCAAGCUCUUCUCUUCGCCACCCUUUUGUAAACACCACAUGAUGCCACACAUGUACGACAACGACUCACCAGCUAAAUUCCGCGAAAUCUGCCCGCAGCUGCAUUUCAAGAAAGUUUCUGCCGCAUGCAUGACAAAGAAAAGCAUCGUUGUCAAAGAUUUGGUGCAUCGCAUGCCAUUUGAGAAUUCUUCAAGCCUUGAGCGGCUAAUAGAGCUUCAGCCGACAUUGCAUGUUGUUUAUCUUGUGAGGGACCCAAGAGCGGUUAUAACCUCAAUGAAGAAAAUGGGGUGGAUUGGGGAUGGGCCUGAAGCCAAAUUUGAAGAUGUCUCUUCAGCUGCCAUUCAUCUGUGUAAACAAACUCUGGAUAUGCUCUGGGGCAUUGACCGUUGGUCUGCACGAUUUGGCACGCGAGUCCAAUUGGUACGGUACGAGGAUUUGGCAUCAGAUGCCGUUCAAAAAUCGGAAGAGCUCUUCAAAAAUAUUGGCAUGUCGUUCCCCAGUGAAGUGCGUAAUUGGAUAAAAUUAAACACGAAUUCGAAUCAGAAAAGUGAGUUAGAUCCUUACAGGGUAGAUCGUCGCAAUGCUACUCUCUCCUUGCAUGCAUGGAGGUUCUCGAUCUCUAACGAUGACCUUGUAGAAGUACAGGAUAAAUGCUUGUCUGUUAUGUCCAUCAUGCGAUACAACACUUUUGAAGAUGUCAUCUACCUAAGAGACCUGAUCUUACCCAGCUUUAGGAGUUUCUCUUAAAACGUUAUUCGGAAAAAAUACAACUGCUAGGGCAAGUGACCAGAUACCCUGAGUGCCAAGGCCCAGGGUAAUGACCAGAUUACUCGGAUCUUCUCACUUGUUAAGAGCAGCUCAAUUAAGUAACUUUUCUUAAAUAAAUUCUGAUAAAUUCAACAAGAGUUGAUGCCGACGAUGAUCACUUUAAGUUUUGAGUUGAUGACGACGAUUUUGAGUUGAUCACUUUAAGAUAGCAUAUGCGUUUGUCAUAUGUAUCCCAUUCGUACAACAAUGGUCAUCGACAUUGGACAAUCGGAUAUGACGUAACAGUUGACAACAGAUCAGCGGAUCUGGAAAUAUUCUUCGACGGGGGAUUUUCCGAAAUCGACAAAUCAGACAGCAAUCACUCGACGAUGCAUCAAAACUAAAUUGAUUUCAACUGUCCAAGAAAAAGAUGCAUAAUAUAAAUUUGGAUUUGCUUGUACUGGUCAAUUUUCUGAUUUUAUUCAGUCUCAAACAUAUCACAGGAAACUAAAACCAUAUUUCUACUUUCAAAGCAGAUCAUACCUUUGAUAAUUUUUCUUUACUUUUCUAAAUGCAUAUAUGUAUAUUUAUUAUUCAGACACUUUAAGAACAUAAAAGAGUUGUAUAGUGACAAUAUUUAAUUUGUUUUAGAAGAAAAUUUUAAUCCCAGAUACUUAAAGUAAAACCUCUUUGACGACAGCAGGUUAAUAUCCUUACUACCAUUAGCAAAUAGGUGCUAAGUUCUUAAGUCUGUACAUCAAACUAUGAACGAUUUUAUAUCUUGACAAUUUCAGCUGAUCAAAAUGGCUAUUUUUUUACAGAAAAACAUUAUAUUUAUUACCCAAACAGGGUGUCUAUUAAUUCUUACGUUUGUACAAACUAUGAAAAAUUUUAUAUCCUGACAAUUUCAGCUGAUUAAAAUGGUUAUUUUCUACAGAAAAAAACAUUAUAUUUAUUACCCAAAUAGGGUAUCUAUUAAUCAUGAAAGUAAAAAUAAGGCUCAUUAUAAACCCUCUAAAUAUAUUGCCAUUUCUUCACUCUGAGUCCAUCAAAAAUUGAAAAUUUCUCUUGUUAAAGCUUUAAGAACCAACUAGAAAGAGACAAAACCCUUUACAUGAGAAGCAAAACCCUUUUAACCAACUUUCGACGUAAUCUAAUUUUAUAAUUGUAUUUAAUAUUACUAUUGUAUUGAACUCGUUAGUACUUAAAAAGACUUUAAGUAUGACACUUUUAUUGCUCAAUGCGCGAACAGAUGUAAAUUCAAUAAUUGGAUAUGGAUUCAUACUAUGUGACGUCAGCUAUUGGAAACUGAACAAGCUAAGACUAAGCUAGAGAAAUUCCAGCGUAACUUUUAAGAUUUAUAGCAUAAGUCUGUUCUCACAGAGGUCAACUAUCUGAGAACUUAUGGCUAUCUUCAAGGAGGUUUUCUUGAGGCCUAUCAGUUCAUCUGCCGGAGAUAAAUAGCUGAAUAACCCACACAGAUUUUUAAAGCGAGCCUCGCAUACCAUUUGACAUAGAUUUUAGAUUGUAUAUUUUAUUUCGACGAAGAUGAUGAAAUUUAGAAGUA
Molecule: messenger RNA, 3706 nt
Organism: Rhopilema esculentum
Lineage: Eukaryota; Metazoa; Cnidaria; Scyphozoa; Rhizostomeae; Rhizostomatidae
Product: carbohydrate sulfotransferase 4
Biological process (GO): N-acetylglucosamine metabolic process; sulfur compound metabolic process
Molecular function (GO): N-acetylglucosamine 6-O-sulfotransferase activity
Source: RefSeq, a predicted model, not a curated record